This is a messenger RNA of Cuscuta europaea, 2398 nucleotides long. NCBI's taxonomy places the organism in Eukaryota, Viridiplantae, Streptophyta, Magnoliopsida, Solanales, Convolvulaceae. The record is from the annotation of a GenBank genome assembly.
GUGACUUUGAAUAGCCGUUGUCUUCCUCUUUCAUCCGAGUCCUUUGUUCAUAAGAACAGAACGCAGCUCUCAGUCUCCUAGACCCACACACACUGACUCUCUCUCUCCCCCUCCCUUAAUUUCUGCUGUCUUUAAGCUAAAUGUAACAUUUCACAGAGCCAGCAAGACCUAGGCUGGAUUCUGUAAUGGCAUAUAUGUGCACAGACAGCGGAAACCUGAUGGCGAUUGCCCAGCAAGUCAUCAACCAAAAGCAGCAGCAAGAACAGCAACAGAAGCAGCAGCAGCAACAGCAGAUCUUUUGCCUGAAUCCAUGGCCUUCCGCCCACGCCGCCUAUAGUCCCACCUUCGGAUAUGGGCUCGCCGCCGGGUCUGCGUUAACCGACCCGUUUCAGGUCCCCGGCGGCGCGGACGCCUCCGACCCGGGAUUUCAGUUUCCCAACUUCGAACACUCCUGUGGUUUUUUCCCGUUUACGGAUUUCGUUGGUGGCGGACCCGGUGGCGAGUUCGACUCGGAUGAGUGGAUGGAUAGUUUGAUGGGCGGUGGGGAUUCCACGGAAAGUUCUAAUCUUCAAUCCGGAUGCGACGCGUGGCAGACUGGCUCCGAGUUCGGUGUAUAUGCUGCCGAUCCUUUUGUUUGCCCGAGUCGACUCAGUGUUGCCUCCUGCGAGCAUUCAGAUCUUAACCGGGUUAUUUUCUCCGACGACCAGAAGAAUGCUAAUGUAGCUCCUCUAUUACAGCCGGCUUCCGAUUGGGUCCCUUCUUCUUCGUCCUCGCCUUCCACAAAGCCGUCCGGUAACGACACCAAGCCCUCAAGCCCGAGCCCGGCCCACCGAGACGACUUUGCAGCAGCGCCAGUUACUACCUCUACCGCCUUAGCCUCGCCGGAUAAUCUGUCUUCAAAACCAUUGCUUAAAGCGUUAGUCGACUGUGCUAGAUUGGCGGACUCGGAACCAGAAAAUGCUAGGAAAUUGCUGGCUCGACUCAGAGAAUCCGUUUCCGAAGAGGGUGACCCGAGCGAGCGAGUUGCUUUCUACUUCUCCGAAGCGUUAUACAGUCGGAUUUCUCGGAAACCGGCGAAGAUUCCGUUGGCCGUCGAUUCAAGUCUGGAGGAGUUCGCUUUAUCUUACAAAGCUUUCUACGACGCCUGUCCGUACACGAAGUUUGCUCACUUGACGGCAAAUCAAGCAAUUCUGGAAGCCACCGAGAAAGCUUCGAGGAUUCACAUCGUUGAUUUCGGAAUCGUCCAGGGAAUUCAAUGGGCUGCACUUUUACAGGAUCUGGCGACCCGACCCGCCGGGAAGCCCGAAUGCGUACGGAUAUCCGGCAUCCCUUCACCGGUUCUAGGGAAGUCCCCGACGGCGUCGCUUCUGGCAACCGGGAACCGUUUGCGUGAUUUCGCGAAGAUUCUGGAUCUCAAUUUAGAGUUCGAACCCGUGGAGACGCCGAUCCAUGAACUAAACGGGUCGGUUUUAAGGGUUGACCCGGAUGAUGUACUAGCCGUAAAUUUCAUGCUUCAGCUAUAUAAUCUGUUAGACGAGACCACCGCCAUUGUAGAGACCGCACUGAAGCUAGCGAAAUCAUUGAAUCCGAGUGUUGUAACUUUGGGCGAAAACGAGCUGUGCUUUAAUCGGGCCGGGUUCCUGGAGCGGUUCACAAAUGCACUGAAUUACUACUCAUUAGUUUUCCAAUCUUUGGAUCCGAAUAUGCCCCGAGACUCGCCGGAGAGACUACAGGUGGAAAGACUGCUGCUAGGCCGGAGAAUAUCUGUGAUGGCGGGCCCCAUUGAAACUGAGGCGUAUAGUAAAGAGUGCAGUGAUAAGAAUGAUGAAGAUAAAGAACAAUGGAUUGUUCUGAUGGAAAGUGCAGGUUUUGAACCGUUACCCCUUAGCCAUUAUGCAAUGAGUCAAGCUAAAAUCCUUCUCUGGAAUUAUAAUUACAGUUCAUCUUAUGGGCUUAUAGAUUCUCCCCCUGGAUUUCUCUCCUUAGCUUGGAAUGAUGAACCUCUGCUCACUGUUUCUUCAUGGCACUGAAUGGAUUUUAAAAAAACCGUAGAUUUUUCUACCGCUGGUCUUUCUCUGUGGUGUUAACUCUUCCUCUAGCUUCCAAAGUGAUGUUUUUUAUGAGAAAGAUUUAGUCUAGUUUGAAAAUUUUGAGCUCUUAUAGUUUAGAAAAACCACUCGAGAUGUUUAAUUAGUUUUUGCAUCUUUGUUCAUAUCUUUGGUGCCUUUUUUGCCAAGGUUUUUUGCUUUGGAGUUUUUCUUGUUUUGGUCAAGUGAAAGUAUAUUAUCUUCUGCACCUGUUUUUUGGAGGUGGUUUGAAAUGCAGGAAACAAAAUUAAGUUUUAACUGUUCAUAUGUAUUGAUUUGCUAUUAGUACAUGGAUUUACUUUGACAAUUAA